Molecule: messenger RNA, 4525 nt
Organism: Erinaceus europaeus (western European hedgehog)
Lineage: Eukaryota; Metazoa; Chordata; Mammalia; Eulipotyphla; Erinaceidae
Gene: FBLN2
Product: fibulin 2
Exons: 17
Coding region: 32-3694 (1220 amino acids)
Cellular component (GO): extracellular region
Molecular function (GO): calcium ion binding
Source: RefSeq, a predicted model, not a curated record
CCCCACCCCAGGCUCUGGAGACGCUGCCCUGAUGCUGGGGGCCAUGGCACAACGGGGGGCCUGGCUGGCCCUGGCCCUGGCGCUGGGCGCGGUGGCGGCACCCCCGCAGGACUGCACGGGCGUGGAGUGCCCGCCACUGGAGCACUGCAUCGAGGAGGCGCUAGAGCCGGGCGCCUGCUGUGCCCGCUGCCUGCAGCAGGGCUGCGCCUGCGAGGGCUACCAGUACUACGACUGCCUGCAGGGCGGCUUCGUGCGCGGCCGCGUGCCCGCCGGCCAGUCCUACUUCGUGGACUUCGGCAGCACCGAGUGCUCCUGCCCACCCGGCGGCGGCAAGAUCAGCUGCCAGUUCAUGCCGUGCCCUGAGCUGCCGCCCCACUGCAUCGAGGCUGAGGCCGCGGCCGACAGCUGCCCACAGUGCCGCCAGCUGGGCUGUGAGCACCGAGGCCGCAAGUACCCCGCCGGCCACACCGUGCACCUGCCGCCCUGCCGGGCCUGCCACUGCCCCGAUGCCGGUGGGGAACUGCUGUGCUACCAGCUCCCAGGCUGUGACCACGGGGCGCCCGCCAACCUCUCCCAGCCCGAGGACGGGGUGCCCCGGCAUCUCUACGAGGAAGACGCCUACGGCUAUGAGCAGGAGGCGGUCGAGGCUGAGGCGGCUGCGGGACUGCCCGGGGCACUGCAGGCCAGCCUGGGGGGCCUGGCCGCGUUGGGGGGUGGGGACCACCCCCCCUCUGCCAUCCAGGCCACCUCCUGGCUGGCCGAGCUCCCCAGGCCCACAGCGGCUGCUGCCUUAGGACCCCCUGCGCCCGUGCAGGCCAAAGCUAGGAGGCUGAUGGAGGACAGCCUGGAGGAGGAGGAGGAGAAGGAAGAAGAGGAGGUACAGGAGGAGGAGGAGGAGCACACAACUGUCAUAGAGCAACCUGUGACAGCUGCCCCUUCGCUGUCAACAUCAGCUGGGCCUGGCCGCCCUGAGCAACCGGCGGCAUCAGCAGAGGCCAGGGAAAGCCUGGAGGAGAACUUCAUCCCAGAGGCCCGGGCCACUCCCCGCAGCACCAAGCAGGAGCCAGCAGGGCCCACGACACGACUGCCACUACAGCCCAGCGUGCCCAGCAUCCCCCCCUCUGAGGCCACGCACAGUCCCUCCAGGAAGCUCACGGAGCCCAGCACCCAGGCUGUUCCCACCACCACAUCUCCCCGAGUGAUGACCCAGCUCCUGCCCUCCCCGGAAGCGCCCCGUCAGCCCCUGGUGCUGCCCCGCUCUCGGCUAGAGGAGGACAUGGACCCCAACUCUGUCCAUUCCAUCCUCAGGGGUGACUCGCAAGUGUCCACCAAGGACCUGGUGGAGACGUGCUGUGCGGCUGGCCAGCAGUGGGCCCUGGACCACGACGAGUGCUUGCAGAUGCCAGACAGCGGAGCACAGGGGGGCGUGUGCAGGACAGCCCAGAUGCAGUGCUGUGUGUCCUACCUGAAGGAGAGAAGCUGUGUGGCAGGUGUCAUGGGGGCCAAGGAGGGUGAAGCAUGCGGGGCCGAGGAUAACGACACCUGCAGUGUCUCUCUCUACAAGCAAUGCUGUGACUGCUGCCACUUGGGCCUUCGCGUUCGAGAUGAGGGCCAGUCGUGCGAGUCCAACCCCAACCUGGGCUACCCCUGCAACCACGUCAUGCUGUCCUGCUGCGAGGGCGAGGAUCCACUCAUCGUGCCUGAGGCCCGCCAGCCUCCCGAGCCCAAGGCCGAGCCGCGUAGAGUUUCUGAGAUGGACCUGACAAGCCGGGAGGCCCUGUCACUGGGCACGGAGACUGAGCUGGCCAACAGCCUGCCAGGCGACGACCAGGAUGAGUGCCUGCUGCUGCCCGGGGAGCUAUGCCAGCACCUGUGCAUCAACACCGUGGGCUCCUACCACUGCGCCUGCUUCCCUGGCUUUACUCUGCAGGGUGAUGGCCGCACCUGCAGGCCUGACAGCAACCCUGCCCAACCCACACUGAAGCCAGAGUCUGCACAGGCGUUUCCCAACACCAUUCCGCUCCCCGCGCCCCAGCCCAACACCUGCAAAGACAAUGGACCCUGCAAGCAGGUGUGCACCAUGGCGGGCGGCAAUGCCAUGUGCUCCUGCCUCCCCGGCUACGCCAUCAUGGCGGAUGGUGUGUCAUGUGAAGACCAAGACGAGUGUCUGCUGGGCACUCACCAGUGUGGCCGGCGCCAGUUCUGUGUCAACUCCCUGGGAUCCUACUACUGUGUCAACCACACAGUGCUCUGUGCUGAGGGCUUUAUCCUCAACAGGCACAGGAAGUGCGUGGACGUCAAUGAGUGUGUGACGGCCCUGCACACCUGCAGCAGGGGCGAGAACUGCGUCAACACCCUGGGCUCCUUCCGCUGCUAUAAGGCGCUCACCUGUGAGCCAGGCUACUCGCUCCAGGAGGGCAAGUGCACAGAUGUGGAUGAGUGUGCGACGGGCACGCACAACUGCCAGGCGGGCUUCCAGUGCCAGAACACCAAGGGUUCCUUUUACUGCCAGGUGCGGCAGCGCUGCAUGGCCGGCUUCCUGCAGGACCCCCAGGGCAACUGCGUGGACAUCAAUGAGUGCACCUCACUGCCCGAGCCCUGCCAGCCCGGCUUCAGCUGUGUCAACACGGUGGGCUCUUACACGUGCCACAGGAACCCGCUGCAGUGCGGGCGAGGCUACCACGCCAGCCCGGAUGGGGACACCUGUGUGGACGUGAAUGAGUGUGAGACGGGCGUGCACAAGUGCGGUGAGGGACAGCUGUGCCACAACCUCCCCGGCUCCUACCGCUGUGACUGCAAGGCCGGCUUCCAGCGAGAUGCCUUUGGCAGGGCCUGCAUUGAUGUGAAUGAGUGCUGGAGCGCACCUGGCCGCCUGUGCCAGCACACCUGUGAGAACACGCUGGGCUCCUACCGCUGCACCUGUGCUGCUGGCUUCCUGCUGGCCGCUGACGGCAAGCACUGUGAAGAUGUGAACGAGUGCGAGGCCCGGCGCUGCAGCCAGGAGUGCGCCAACAUCUAUGGCUCCUACCAGUGCUACUGCCGCCAGGGCUACCAGCUGGCUGAGGACGGGCACACCUGCACAGACAUCGACGAGUGUGCUCAGGGCGCUGGCAUCCUCUGCACCUUCCGCUGUCUCAACAUGCCUGGGAGCUACCAGUGCGCCUGCCCGGAGCAGGGCUACACCAUGAUGGCCAACGGGAGGACCUGCAAGGACCUGGACGAGUGUGCUCUGGGGACUCACAACUGCUCCCAGGCCGAGACCUGCUACAACAUCCAGGGAAGCUUCCGCUGCCUGCGCUUCGACUGCCCUCCCAAUUACGCCCGAGUCUCUGACACGAAGUGCGAGCGUGCGACCUGCCACGACUUCGCUGAGUGCCAGAGCUCGCCUGCCCGCAUCACCUACUACCAGCUCAGCUUCCAGACGGGGCUGCUGGUGCCCGCCCAGAUCUUCCGCAUCAGCCCGGUGCCCGUCUUCGCGGGGGACACCAUCUCUCUGACCAUCACCCGGGGCAACGAGGAGGGCUACUUCGGCACGGGCCGUCUCAACGCCUUCACGGGUGUGGUGCACCUGCAGCGGCCAGUGCGCACGCCCCGAGACUUUGCCCUGGAUGUGGAGAUGAAGCUCUGGCGUCAGGGCUCCGUCACCACCUUCCUGGCCAAGAUGCACAUUUUCUUCACUGCCUUCGGCCAGUGAGGCAGCACUGCCCCACCCUGCCUGGCCUUCAGGUCCCCCAUCUGAGAACCCCCCCCCCGUGUCCCCAGUCUGCGGCUGCCACGUGAGGGGCCCUGAGACUGCAGGGGACUCUGACUCUGUCCAUUAACUUUGCUGAUCUGACUCCUCUGGGGGUCCCUGUCCCCAGCCCCAUAGAAACCAGCAGCAGGGUGGGGGCUCUGAGGACAGGCUCUGCCCCCCCCCCCCAACCCCGGCAGGGUCUGAGGACCCAGGCCUGGGCAAGGACUACAGACUGCAAUACGUGACCAGGUUGGGUGUUGGCACUCAACCAGAUGCCCUGUCCUCCCCAUCUGCACCCCACACUGUGCCCUGCUGUGAGUAGCUGUCCCCCUCCUGAGAUGGAUCCUCUGCCAGCAUUUUUUUUUUUUUGGUGAGGGGGUUAUAAAAAUAGUGUGUGCACAUUGCUAAAAGUAUGCAGACAGUCCGUGAGGUUCAUGAAGGACAACAGUGAGAAAGACCUAGUGUUGUGAGUCUAAGCAGAGCAUCUGAAAGGUGCUGUCUCCCCAGUGGGACCUGAGGGCUAUGUGGUGUCUCAGGACACCGGGGUUCAAGUUCUGGCACCACAUGGAUGACGCAGGAGGUGAGGGGAGAGCUCCAUGGGUGGUGGAGUGGUGCGGUGUCCUACACACACACACACACACACACACACACACACAGGCUGGAGAGAGCUCACUGCCACGCCUGUUCUCUCUUUCUGUAUGUGUCUCUCAAUUGUGGUGAAAACUGUGACCCAGGGUGGGGACAUCACACCAGCGGGGACUUCACUAUCAUAAAUAAAUAAAUGUAAACCAG